AUGAACUACGGCAAGGAGUUUCAGAUGGAGGACAUAGCGAAAAAGCUGAGCCUGUGGCAUACGAAGACCUUCAGGCCCGAUGUCGGCAGAGCCGGCGCGGGCUCUGACGGCGGCCGGCGGCCGGCGGCGGAAGGCGGCAGCGGGGUCCUUGCCGAGGCCGACUGGUUGCCCGUUUCGCGAGGAUGCGAAUGGCUCCACAUCCUCGCUUACGAGGCCUUCUUCCACGCCCUUGAGUUCUAUCUUGGGUCCCACCACGUCCCUGACCUCUUCCACGUCAGGUCCAUGACUAUCCGAGCUCAGGACAUGAUCUUUCACUCAUCCUACCGUCCAAUGAGGGAUUGUGGCUUUGAUGAUGAGGGGAUUUUUGUUUACCGAGAUGGCACACUGGACAAUGUUACUAAGAUGGUCUGCAACUAUGACAGCAAUGAUAGUAGCAGCAGCAGCAGUUUUAUGAACAACAGCAGUAGCAGCAAAGAGAGCAGAAAGAGCAGCAACAAUCCCAUAUGUUUGGUUCCUUUGGAUGAUUUGUUUCCAAGGAUGGAUAUUGUCAGCUUAGGUUGAUGAUAUCCUAAGAGUAGAUAAACAUAGGAUCAGAUAGAAUGACAUGGUUUUAUCUUAAGGAAGAUGAAAACCACCUUGAGAGUAUUUUUAGGGAGGAUCUCUUUCAUUGUUCCGAAUUUUUUCGUUACUUUCCAAGGAGUUUUGAGUGGCUUGAAGGCCUUUUUUAGAUGGACUCCUCGGACUUGUGCAGAUAUAAUUGAGGAAGAAUAUUGUGAUUUUUUUUCUCUCUCUCGAUAAAGUGCAUCCUUUCUUGACGCAAAAUGUUUUGUAUUAAGUUGAGUUUUGUUUUUCUGUUUGCAUUAUCUAUAAGCUAAGCUUUUGAGGCUUGGUCUUGUGCUUUGAGCGAGAUU
Molecule: messenger RNA, 911 nt
Organism: Asparagus officinalis (garden asparagus)
Lineage: Eukaryota; Viridiplantae; Streptophyta; Magnoliopsida; Asparagales; Asparagaceae
Exons: 3
Coding region: 1-561 (186 amino acids)
Source: RefSeq, a predicted model, not a curated record